Messenger RNA from Macrosiphum euphorbiae (potato aphid), 1023 nucleotides. Lineage: Eukaryota; Metazoa; Arthropoda; Insecta; Hemiptera; Aphididae. The record is from the annotation of a GenBank genome assembly.
AUGGAAAAGUCAAAAACUACUUCCCAAACCAGGACUACUGUGUUGCAUAUAGUUCAACCAAAUCAAAAACCGACUACGACAAUGCGAAAAGUAAAGUACGAAAAAGGAAGUAACUAUUCGUGCCAGGUGUGCCAAGCGAGGCCUGGACACUUGCUAAUUGCGUGCCCAGUCUUCAAAGAGAAGACACCUAAGGACCGACAUCAAAUCAUAAAAGAGCUGAACCGCUGUUACUUAUGUUUUAGUGAACAUAGAAUAACUCAAUGUAGUAAUACUAGGGUGUGUUCAGAAUGUGGCGGACGCCACCAUUCGUUGUUACAUUUAAGAACCACGGAGAGUGAAGAGCAACCGGUGACCGCAAACACGACCAUGCUUUCAGCUGCUAAUGAGAGACCUGACCGCUGCCGUGUGCUUUUGUCGACCGUAGCUAUUCUUGUUCAAGAUGUUAAUGGUGAUUACCAAGAGUUUCGAGCUUUGUUAGACGGCGCCAGUGAAAGAAGUUACAUGACGGAAGUUUGUGGAAGGAAACUAGGUUUAGCACGACAGAAAUGUAAUUUAGUGGUUCGAGGGAUGUCUGACGUGCAGGUAGCAUCUAUUAAGUCUCACGUCAAUUUAAACCUGCGUCAUGAAAGAAGUAGUACUCCUGAAAUAAACAUCAAUGCUUAUGUGGUUCCUCGGAUAACAGGGUUAUUACCAUCAAAACGCGUAUGGAAAGCCGAAUGGAAACAUCUAAAGGGACUCGAGUUGGCAGAUCCCAGGUAUGACGAGCCAAUGUCAGUAGACAUUUUACUCGGCGCUGAUGUCGUUCCCUACGCUACUCGAAGUGGUCGUAGAGAAGGUACAGGGACGGAGCCGGUUGGGCUUGAAACUGUGUUUGGAUGGACACUUAUGGGAAACACCGGAACUGCAACAAUAGAGACAGCCAGCACAUUCGUAACUGCAUUGGAGAAGAUUGAUUCAACACUACGUCGUUUUUGGGACAUGGAAGAACUACCAAAAAUCAGCAUCAGACCCCCGAAAACAUAA